CGCAGUGCCGCCCGGCCCCUAGCUCGGACCUCUCCCGUCCUUCUCCGCCCCUCUCUAUGUCAGUGACCGCAGCCGGGCCCGGACCUUGGGCGGCGGGGCUGGACCUCCGGCGGCGGGCCCGGCUGGCAGUGCGAGAGGGUGUGGGCGCGGGCAGAGCUCCGCAGGCUGCGUCUGAUCGGCGCUGCUGUCGCUGCCCGAGGCCCUUAGCGUCCUCCCAUGGGAGGCCAGACGCUUCCAGUUCCGCCCCGGCGCUCGCCAGGUUAAGAUGAAACACUGCAGAUGGGCCUUCUGAAGAUAAGGAGAAGAAAAAACAUUGAAGACUCUGGGGAAAGCAAUUCGGAUGCUGCUCUGGAAAAACUUCAGUGAUGGAUCAAAGGAAGAAUGACAGUAUUGUCCCUAGUAUCACUCAGUUAGAGGAUUUUCUUACAGAACACAAUUCCAAUGUUGUUUGGCUCCUUGUUGCUACCAUUUUGUCCUGUGGAUGGAUUAUUUAUCUCACAUACUAUAAUUCUCGGAAUGUUGGUCUUAUUUUAACAUUGGUUCUUAACAGAUUAUACAAACAUGGCUAUAUCCAUAUUGGCUCCUUCUCUUUCUCUGUUCUUUCUGGGAAAGUCAUGGUUCGUGAAAUCUAUUACAUUACAGAAGACAUGUCUAUUAGAAUUCAAGAUGGAUUUAUAAUUUUUCGGUGGUGGAAAAUGUAUAACCCAAAGCAGAAGCAACAUGAUCCAAAGGCAGAAACCAGAUUAUACAUCACAGUCAAUGACUUUGAAUUUCAUGUCUACAAUCGUUCGGAUCUUUAUGGACGUCUUCAAGAAUUGUUUGGUUUGGAGCCAACAAUAAUUCCACCCAAGAAGGAGGAUGAUAAGACACGGGAAAAUGGAAGAACAAGAACCCAGUCUAAAAUCAAAAGAGUAAAAGUAAAAACAGAAUCUCAGGACCCCGCAUCUUCAUGGAGAUCACUUAUUCCAGUCAUAAAGGUCAAUGUGAGCACAGGACGCUUGGCCUUUGGAAAUCAUUACCAGCCUCAGACUCUGUGCAUCAACUUUGACGAUGCUUUCUUGACUUACACCACAAAGCCACCUUCCAGCCACCUGGACCAGUUCAUGCAUAUUGUGAAAGGAAAGCUGGAAAAUGUUCGAGUCAUGCUUGUUCCUAGUCCCAGAUAUGUUGGCCUUCAAAAUGAUGAACCGCCGAGACUGAUGGGAGAAGGCUUUGUGGUGAUGCAGUCAAACGAUGUCGACAUCUACUACUACAUGGACGAGCCAGGACUUGUUCCAGAAGAAACAGAAGAAAAUAUUGAAGGAGAAAUCAGCAGUGAGGAUUGCAAAUUACAAGAUUUGCCUCCAUGUUGGGGACUGGAUAUAGUUUGUGGCAAAGGAACAGAUUUCAACUAUGGGCCGUGGGCCGAUAGGCAGAGAGAUUGUUUAUGGAAGUUUUUUUUCCCACCUGAUUAUCAAGUUCUGAAAGUUUCUGAAGUUGCACAGCCUGGGAAGCCACGGCAGAUCCUUGCUUUUGAACUGCGAAUGAAUAUUAUUGCAGAUGCUACGAUUGACUUGCUGUUUACCAAGAAUAGGGAAACAAAUGCUGUACAUGUGAAUGUAGGAGCCGGCUCCUAUUUAGAAAUUAAUAUUCCAAUGACAGUUGAGGAAAAUGGUUACACCCCUGCAAUUAAAGGACAACUCUUACAUGUUGAUGCCACCACCAGCAUGCAAUACCGGACCCUUUUGGAAGCAGAAAUGUUAGCAUUCCACAUCAACGCCAGCUACCCCCGGACAUGGAACAUGCCGCAGACGUGGCAGUGUGAGCUCGAGGUGUAUAAAGCCACCUACCACUUCAUCUUCGCACAGAAGAACUUUUUCACAGAUUUAAUUCAAGACUGGUCUAGUGAUAGUGCUCCAGACAUUUUUUCAUUUGUUCCAUAUACAUGGAAUUUUAAAAUCAUGUUUCAUCAAUUUGAAAUGAUUUGGGCUGCUAAUCAACACAACUGGAUUGACUGUUCCACUAAACAACAGGAAAAUGUGUAUCUGGCAGCCUGUGGGGAAACACUAAAUAUUGAUUUCUCUUUGCCUUUUACUGACUUUGUUCCAGCUACAUGUAACACCAAGUUCUCCCUCAGGGGAGAAGAUGUUGAUCUUCAUUUGUUUCUACCAGAUUGCCACCCUAGUAAAUAUUCAUUAUUUAUGCUGGUAAAGAAUUGCCACCCAAAUAAAAUGACUCGUGAUACUGGUAUUCCUGCUGAGUGUCAAAGUGGCCACAAAACAGUGAAACCAAAAUGGCGGAACAUUACUCAAGAAAAAGCUGGUUGGGUUGAAUGCUGGACUGUCCCAAGUGUCACGCUUACAAUUGAUUACACAUGGCAUCCAAUUUAUCCACAAAAAGCAGAUGAACAGCUAAAACAAUCAUUGUCAGAAAUGGAAGAGACGAUGCUAUCUGUGUUACGACCGUCCCAGAAAACAGCAGACAGAGCUGUCUCUUCACCGUCCACUUCUUCCCGGCCGCCUGUCGACCCCUCAGAGCUUCCCCCUGACAAACUUCAUGUGGAAAUGGAACUGUCCCCAGAUUCUCAGAUAACUCUCUACGGACCGCUGCUAAAUGCCUUUUUGUGUAUAAAGGAAAACUACUUUGGGGAAGAUGACAUGUAUAUGGAUUUUGAAGAGGUUAUUUCAAGUCCUGUUCUGUCACUGUCAACAUCAUCCAGUUCUGGGUGGACUGCUGUCGGAAUGGAAAAUGACAAAAAGGAAAAUGAAAGCUCAGCCAAGUCGAUUCAUCCGCUUACCUUGCGUCCUUGGGAUAUCACUGUACUUGUGAAUUUGUACAAAGUUCAUGGGCGUCUUCCUGUUCACGGAACUGCUGAUGGUCCUGAGUGCCCCACAGCUUUCUUGGAAAGACUGUGUUUUGAAAUGAAAAAAGGAUUUAGGGAGACCAUGCUGCAGCUUGUCCUGUCACCUGUGAGUGUGUUCGUCAGUGAUAACUAUCAGCAGCGACCUCCUGUGGAUGAAGUUCUUAGGGAAGGUCACAUCAGUUUGUCUGGCCUCCAGCUGAGAGCACAUGCUAUGUUCUCAGCAGAAGGCCUUCCUCUGGGAAGUGAUUCCUUAGAAUACGCCUGGCUAAUUGACGUGCAGGCGGGAAGCCUUACAGCCAAGGUCACGGCACCACAGCUGGCUUGUCUCUUGGAGUGGGGGCAGACAUUUGUUUUUCAUGUGGUGUGUCGGGAAUAUGAACUGGAAAGACCCAAAUCAGUAAUAAUAUGUCAGCAUGGGAUUGAUCGUCGGUUCUGCGAAUCCAAGUUGAGUUGUAUUCCUGGGCCGUGUCCAGCUUCAGAUGAUUUGAAAUACACUAUGACUCGUUUAGCAGUGGAUGGAGCUGACGUUUACAUUGUGGAGCAUGGCUGUGCUACAAAUAUCAAGAUGGGUGCAAUUCGGGUUGCGAACUGUAAUCUGCACAAUCAGUCGGUCGGCGAAGGGAUAAGCGCUGCCAUUCAGGACUUCCAAGUGAGACAGUACAUUGAACAGCUGAGCAAUUCCAGAGUGGGCUUCCAGCCCGCCAUCCUGCGGAGGGCCUGCUGGCUUGAGGCUGGGUCGGCCAGCUUAGGCCUUAUCACUGUGGAUGUCGCCCUGGCCGCUGAUCACCAUUCUAAACAUGAGGCCCAAAGGCAUUUCUUAGAAACUCAUGAUGCCAGAACUAAGAGGUUGUGGUUUCUGUGGCCAGAUGACACCCUGAAGAGUAAGAGGUACAGAAACAAGUGUGGCUGUCUCGGCGGCUGCAGGUUCUUUGGCGGCACAGUAACUGGCCUAGAUUUCUUCAAACUCGAAGAGUUGACACCUUCCAGUAGCUCUGCAUUUUCAAGCACGAGUGCAGAAUCUGAUAUGUAUUAUGGACAGUCUCUGCUGCAGCCUGGAGAAUGGAUUAUUACUAAGGAAAUUCCCAAAAUUGUGGAUGGUAACGCGAGCGGCGUGAGGAGGAAGGAUCGGGAGAGCAAGCCGGCGGGGCCGGACGCAGAGCGGAAGGCGCAGCACCUCAGCCUGCAGGUGCCGCUGCGGCCGCACAGCUCCUCCUCGUCCUCGGAAGAGAACAGCAGCUCCAGCGCCGCGCAGCCGCUGCUGGCCGGCGACAAGGAGAGCCCCUCCUCGGGCGCGGACGAGCAUCUGCUCCAGAAGGAGUUCUCGCGCGGCGCCGAGGGAGACGACGGCCAAGCGAGUGUUCCUUCAGAAAUUUCAGGAAACAGCCCCGUGUCUCCUAAUACUCAGGACAAGUCGGUAGGCCAGUCUCCCUUGCGGUCCCCCUUGAAACGACAAGCCUCUGUGUGUCCCACCCGGCUCGGAAGCACCAAGAGCCUCACUGCUGCCUUUUAUGGGGACAAGCAGCCUGUGACAGUUGGAGUCCAGUUUAGUAGUGACGUCUCCAGAAGUGAUGAGAAUGUACUCGACUCACCAAAGCAGAGAAGGAGUUUUGGUUCGUUUCCUUACACACCAUCAGCGGACUCGAAUUCAUUUCAUCAGUACCGGUCCAUGGAUUCCAGCAUGUCAAUGGCUGACAGUGAGGCCUACUUCUCUGCAGCUGAAGAAUUUGAGCCCAUUAGCAGCGAUGAAGGCCCCGGAACUUACCCAGGCAGAAAAAAGAAGAAAAAACAAACCCAGCAGAUAGACUACAGCAGGGGUUCCAUCUAUCACAGUGUAGAAGGCCCACUCACCGGCCAUGGAGAAAGCAUCCAGGAUCCCCGAACUCUGCCAUUCAGAACCCAUCCUUCCCAGGCCUCCUUUGUCUCCGCAUUAGGCGGAGAGGAUGAUGUCACAGAACAUCUGUAUGUCGUAGAGGGAGAGAAGAUGGGAGAGAGCGAACAGAUUACUUCUCAGCAGCCCGUGAUGAGCUGUUACCAGACUUACCUCACUCAGUUCCAGGUAGUUAACUGGUCAGCGAAGCACCCAGCCAACAAAAGGACCUCCAAGUCUUCCCUGCACCGUCCGCUCGACCUGGACACACCGACCAGUGAGGAGAGUUCAUCAUCAUUGGAGCAGCUGUCUGUUCCAACUUUUAAGGUUAUCAAACAGGGACUCACAGCUAAUUCUUUACUAGACAGAGGAAUGCAACUUUCAGGAUCAACUUCAAAUACACCUUAUACGCCCCUGGAAAAGAAAAUUGCUGAUAACACAGAUGAGGAAACAUUCACAGAGGAGUGGACCCUGGAUCAGCCAGUGUCUCAGACCAGGACAACAGCCAUAGUUGAAGUAAAAGGGACCGUUGAUAUUGUUCUGACUCCCCUGGUGGCUGAAGCUUUAGACAGAUACAUUGAAGCAAUGGUUCAUCGUGCCAGCACCCGCCAUCCAGCUGGGAUCGUAGACAAUCUACACACCCAAGUCCUCAGGGAAGCUGUCCAGAAUAGCAAGACUACCUUCUCAGAAAAUUUGUCUUCCAAACAAGAUGUCAGAGCAACGAAAACUGAACACCCUCCCAUGGGAACGACUAACCAAGGACAAGCACAGACAAAUCUUAUAACGAAGCAAGAUAAUGUAACAAUUAAAGGUCUUCAGGCUAAUGUUAGCAUACCCAAGGUAAACUUAUGUCUGUUGCAAGCCUCAGUGGAAGAAUCUCCAAGUACAGCUCCUAGCAGAAGUGUGAGUCACGUGUCCCUAGUCGCAUUGUGUUUUGACAGAAUUGCUACACAAGUUCGUAUGAACAGAGGUGUGGUUGAAGAGUCUUCAAAUACUGCCGAACCCAGCAGAACAUCCCAUUUUGAUAGGUAUGUCCACGCCACUAAAAUGCAGCCUCAGUCAUCGGGAUCUCUCAGAUCCAACGCGGGAGCAGAGAAAGGCAAAGAAAUUGCAGCCAAGUUAAACAUUCAUCGAGUUCAUGGGCAACUCAGGGGUCUAGAUACAACAGAUAUUGGUACCUGUGCCAUCACUGCUAUUCCCUUUGAGAAAUCCAAAGUUUUAUUUACUCUUGAAGAGUUGGACGAGUUUACUUUUGUGGAUGAAACUGAUCAGCAGGCUGUUCCAGAUGUAACUCGAAUAGGUCCCAGCCAAGAAAAAUGGGGCUGGAUAAUGUUUGAAUGUGGACUUGAAAAUUUAACCAUAAAAGGAGGAAGACAGUCUGGUGCUAUUUUAUACAAUACUUUUGGAAUGAUGGGUAAAGCUAGUGUCAUGGAAAGGGGUGGAGUGCUGACAUCCAAUAAUUCUUCUGAUUCUCCCACCGGCAGUGGCUAUAACACUGACGUCUCUGAGGAUAACCUUCCUUGUGACCGACCAAGCCCUUCUUCAGAUUUAAAUGGAAAUUCUGUUUCAGACGAACAGGAUGAAGGAGUCGAAUCUGAUGACUUGAAGAAAGACCUCCCCCUCAUGCCCCCGCCCCCCGAUUCCUGCAGCAUGAAGCUGACCAUCCAGGAGAUCUGGUUUAGCUUCGCGGCGCCCACCAACGUGCGGUCUCCUACACACGCCUUUUCUAGGCAGCUGAACCUCCUAAGCACUGCGACUCCAGCUGUGGGUGCAUGGCUCGUCCCCAUUGAUCAACUCAAGUCAUCCCUGAACAAACUGGAGACUGAGGGAACGCUGAGAAUCUGUGCCGUUAUGGGAUGCAUAAUGACCGAGGCGUUAGAGAAUAAAAGUGUACAUUUCCCCAUAAGAAGUAAGUACAACAGACUCACAAAACUUGCCCGCUUUCUCCAAGAAAACCCUUCAUGUUUACUGUGCAAUAUACUACACCACUACCUGCACCAGGCGAAUUACUCCAUCAUUGAUGAUGCUACGAUGAGUGAUGGACUUCCUGCUUUGGUAACCUUAAAGAAAGGUUUGGUUGCACUGGCAAGGCAGUGGAUGAAGUUUAUUGUGGUGACCCCAGCCUUUAAAGGGGUUAGUUUACACCGACCAGCUCAGCCCCUGAAGCCCCAGGCAGUUGUGAACCACGAACAUGAGGACACACUUGGGCUAGACAAUGGAGGUGGUCUUCAAAGUGACACCAGCGCUGAUGGGGCAGAAUUCGAAUUUGAUGCAGCCACCGUCAGUGAACACACAAUGCUACUGGAAGGAACAGCCAACCGGCCUCCUCCUGGGGGGUCUGGACCUGUGACUGGAGCUGAGAUAAUGAGGAAACUUUCUAAGACUCACACCCACAGUGACUCUGCAUUAAAAAUAAAGGGCAUCCACCCCUACCAUUCUCUGAGCUACACCAGUGGGGACACCGCCACAGACUCCCCGGUACACGCGGGCCGUGCUGGGAUGCCAGUGAAGGAGAGCCCAAGGAAGGAGAGCCUGCUCAGCUACCUGACCGGAAGCUUCCCGAGCUUGCACAACCUCCUGGAAGGGACCCCUCAGAGAAGCAGCGCAGCCGUGAAAAGCAGCUCCCUGACACGAGCAGGAAACACGAUGACUUCUGAUAUGCUGUCGGAGCACCCCUUGCUGUCAGAGCCGUCAUCUGUGAGCUUCUACAAUUGGAUGUCCAAUGCUGUGGGUAAUCGAGGAAGUGUGGUCCAGGAGUCUCCUGUGACCAAGUCAGGGCACAACAGCCUUCCCACAGGUGUUGCACCCAAUCUUCCUACAAUACCCUCAGCGUCAGAUUUCAACACCGUCUUGUCUAGUGACCAGAACACUUUGGAUGGGACCCACUCGCAGCACAGCACGAGUCAGGAUGACGUGGCCGGUGUAGAAGAAGCCAACCAGGGCUUUCCCGCGGUUCAGCUGGCUGACGCGCAGGUCGUUUUCAAGCCUCUCCUGAGUCACACAGGGAUCCAGUCACAGGACGCGAUGCCGCUGUGCUACCGAAUGUACUUCGGGGAACACCUUUCAUUUUCGGGGACUUUGGACUGCCUCCGAGCAGACAUCGUGGACUCAGACACAGCCAAGGAGAGAAAAGGCAAAAGAGCAAGAAGGCAAGGCCAUGUGAACCUUCCUCCACUUGAGUUCAAACCAGCGCUGAUGCUGGAGACCUUCAGCAUCAGUGCUGUGGUGAUGGAAAAGUCGGUGUGCACCCCUCAGAACUCCACCAGCGCCCUUUCUUUUCAUGAUCUCAACAAGCGUUACUACAACACUUUCCACUGCAACUUCACUAUUUCCUGCCAGUCAAUAAGCCAGCAUGUAGACAUGGCUUUGGUCCGUCUCAUUCAUCAGUUCAGCACAAUGAUAGAUGACAUCAAAGCGACCCAGACCGACAUUAAGCUGAGCAGAUACACAGCCGGGUCAGCGUCCCCGACACCCACCUUCAAAACCAGAAAGCAUCGGGAUUUCCGCUCAUCCGACUUCAGCCGCAGCUCGAGAGGAAGCCUCAAUGGAGCCAACAGAGUAAAUAAUGCCAAGAACAAACGGACCAACAAUGAGAAUAACAAAAAGGAAUCUCGAAACAAGAACUCAGUCGGAAGAUCCGAAAGAAGAACUUCAAAGGUGUCCAGGAAAGGCUCCAAAGACGUGGUGGACCACAUGCCUCUCCACAUGGACGACUCGGACUCCAUCACCGUGUCCGAGCAGAGCGAGCCCUCCGCCGAGUGCUGGCAGAACAUGUACAAGCUGCUCAACUUCUAUUCCCUCAUCUCGGACCCAACAGGAAUAUUGGAAAAGUCUUCAGAAACAUUUGGACCCGCAGGGGUUCGCAGCCCCACGGAGCCGACGUGCAAAGUGGUGUUUGAGAACGAGCAGGACAAUGGCAGUGUGACCAAGACGCAGAGGAAGCGCAGCUUGGUGACUGCCGAGCCCCAGCACGUCACCCUAAUCGUGUUCGGCAUCGGCAUGGUGAACCGGACACACCUGGAGGCCGACAUCGGCGGGCUGACCAUGGAGUCGGAGCUGAAGAGGAUCCACGGCAGCUUCACGCUGAAGGAGAAGAUGAAAGAUGUUUUACAUCAAAAGAUGACUGAGACGUGUGCCACUGCUCACAUUGGUGGGGUUAAUAUUGUGCUACUUGAAGGGAUUACACCAAAUAUACAACUGGAGGAUUUUCCUACAUCUCCUACAAGCACAGCCAAACAAGAAUUUCUAACUGUAGUGAAAUGCAGCAUUGCCAAGUCCCAAGCCCUCUACAGCGCCCAGAGGGGGCUGAAGACUAGCAACGCGGCCGUGGUCAAAGUCGGGGCCAUCAGCAUCAACAUUCCCCAGCACCCCGCCACCUUGCACAGCAUGAUGGUUCGAAGUUCUCACCAGCUGUCCAAGCAGAUCUCAGACCUCAUCCGACAGCCGUCUACUGUCCCACAGACUGUAAAAGAAGAUAUUGCAACGCCCCUACCUUCUGAAAAAACCCCAACAAGUGUUAAUCAGACUCCUAUUGAAACCAAUGAAUUUCCUCAGCUACCGGAAGGCUUAGAGAAGAAGCCCGUUGUUCUCAAGUUCAGUGCCAUGUUGGACGGGAUUGCCAUUGGAGCCGCACUUCUGCCGUCUCUGAAAGCGGAAUACAAGAUGGGGAGAAUGCGGAGUCACGGCAUGACAGGUGCACAGACCCGGUUCACAUUUGAGCUGCCAAAUCACAGACUGCGUUUUACUUCCAAAGUUUCUGCCACAGACAUGUCAACCAUUCCUCCUUCCGCCAGUCUUAACCUGCCUCCUGUCACCAUGUCAGGGAAGUACAUAAUGGAAGAGCAUGACAGCUAUUCGGACCAGGUGUGGAGUCUAGAUGAGCUGCCUUCUAAACAGGGGUACUACUUACAGGGAAAUUACCUGCGUUGUGUGGCAGAGGUUGGCUCUUUUGAACACAAUCUCACAACUGAUCUUCUAAACCACUUGGUGUUUGUACAGAAAGUGUUCAUGAAGGAAGUGAACGAAGUGAUACAAAAAGUCUCAGGCGGAGAGCAGCCGAUUCCUCUCUGGAAUGAACACGAUGGAACAGCAGAUGGAGAUAAGCCAAAAAUUCUACUCUAUUCCCUGAAUCUGCAGUUUAAGGGUAUUCAAGUAACGGCUACAACCCCAUCAAUGAGAGCUGUGCGAUUUGAAACUGGGUUGAUUGAACUGGAACUUUCGAACCGACUUCAAACCAAAGCUUCACCAGGAAGUAGCAGCUAUCUGAAACUCUUUGGUAAAUGCCAAGUGGAUUUAAAUCUGGCAUUAGGACAAAUUGUCAAACACCAGGUUUAUGAGGAAGCUGGCUCUGAUUUUCAUCAAGUUGCCUAUUUUAAAACCAGAAUUGGGUUAAGAAAUGCCCUCCGAGAAGAAAUCAGUGGCUCUUCAGAUCGGGAGGCCGUGCUCAUAACCUUGAAUAGGCCUAUCGUGUACGCACAGCCUGUGGCUUUUGACAGAGCUGUGCUGUUUUGGCUGAAUUAUAAGGCUGCCUAUGACAAUUGGAAUGAACAACGGAUGGCUUUACAUAAGGAUAUUCAUAUGGCUACAAAGGAAGUGGUAGACAUGCUACCCGGCAUCCAGCAAACAUCUGCCCAGGCCUUUGGGACGCUCUUCCUGCAGCUCACUGUGAAUGACCUGGGCAUUUGCCUGCCCAUCACAAACGCCGCACAGUCUAAUCACACUGGCGACCUUGACACUGGCUCUGCCUUGGUAUUGACCAUUGAAAGUACGCUCAUCACUGCCUGCUCUUCAGAGUCUCUGGUUAGCAAGGGACACUUCAAAAACUUCUGUAUCCGUUUUGCGGACGGCUUCGAGACGUCAUGGGAUGACUGGAAACCAGAAAUUCGUGGGGAUCUGGUGAUGAAUGCCUGUGUAGUUCCAGAUGGCACUUAUGAAGUAUGUUCCAGGACCACAGGACAAGCGGCAGCCGAAAGCAGUAGCGCUGGGACCUGGACGCUCAAUGUGUUGUGGAAGAUGUGUGGGAUCGAUGUCCACAUGGACCCAAACAUCGGCAAGAGGCUCAACGCCCUGGGCAACACCCUGACCACGCUGACCGGAGAGGAGGACCUGGACGACAUUGCCGACCUGAACUCCGUGAACAUAGGCGACCUGUCGGAUGAGGACGAGGUGGACACUAUGUCUCCCACCGUCCACACUAGUUCAGACGGAAGUUCAGUAAGUGGAGAUGGCCACAAGCUCACCUUUGGGCAGCGACUUGUAAACCACCUGCUAGGCCUGACGCCCCCACAUCAGCGCUAUUCUGUUCCUGCAGAGUAUCUGUGCGACCCAGAGAUGGGGGGCUCCCCUCAGGCUAGCCAGUCCCAUUUGAAAGUGUGCAGAGCCCACUCGUGGGGAAACGAAACUGUGGAGUAUCGGAGACAAGGCGCAUCUUGCAGCCAGCCAGGAGAACUGAGAGGAAGAAAAACGAUGAAGCGUAUAGUGGAUAUCAGAGAGUUGAACGAACAGGCCAAGGUCAUCGAUGAUCUUAAAAAAUUAGGUGCAAGUGAAGGGACCAUCAACCAAGAAAUCCAACGUUACCAGCAGUUAGAGUCUGUGGCUGUGAAUGACAUUCGAAGAGAUGUUCGUAAGAAAUUACGGAGGUCCAGUAUGCGAGCUGCUUCCCUAAAGGAUAAGUGGGGCUUGGGUUACAAACCAAGUUACAACCGGUCGAAAACCAUUUCUGCUUCCGGAAGACCACCUCUUAAGCGAAUGGAACGGGCAAGCUCCCGAGUAGGGGAAGCCGAGGAGCUCCCGGAAAUCCGCGUUGAUGUAGCGUCCCCUGGGCCCCGAGUGACCUUCCACAUUCAAGAUACGUUGAAAAAAACAGUAUGGGGAAGCACACCACAAUCCAGCUGUCCCGGGGAAGGGUAUUUUCAGUUCCCAGAGGAGACGGAGCUGGACCUUUUGUCAGUGACCAUCGAAGGCCCUGCCCACUACGCAUCGCCUGGCGAAGGGCCGUGCUCCGUGUUCAGCCCCAGGACGCCAGGAGCCUUCCCACCCGGCGUUGCUAUCCAACCUGAAGAGGGCCGCCGCGAGGACAGCCUGUCUUCUACCAGUGAGGAUUCGGAGAAGGACGAGAAGGAUGAAGACCAUGAGAAGGAAAAGUUUUAUAUUUACAGGAAACCUUCACAUACGUCUCGUAAAAAAGCAACAGGCUUCGCGGCUGUUCAUCAGCUGUUCACAGAACGUUGGCCGACGGCACCAGUCAACCGCAGCCUUAGUGGCACAGCCACAGAGAGAAAUAUCGACUUUGAACUUGACAUACGGGUUGAAAUUGAUAGUGGAAAAUGUGUGCUGCACCCAACUACCCUUCUACAAGAACAUGAUGAUAUAAGCUUGAGAAGGAGUUAUGAUAGAAGUUCCAGGAGUUUAGAUCAAGAUUCUCCUUCAAAAAAGAAGAAGUUUCAAACCAAUUAUGCUUCAACUACCCAUUUGAUGGGUGGCAAGAAGGUGCCGUCAUCUCUCCAGACAAAGCCUAGCGACUUAGAGACGACAGUGUUUUACAUCCCUGGAGUUGAUGUAAAGCUGCAUUACAAUUCCAAGACGCUCAAGACUGACUCGCCUAAUGCCUCCAGAGGAUCCUCCUUGCCCAGAACCCUCUCGAAAGAGUCCAAGCUGUAUGGUAUGAAAGACAGUGGGACGUGCUCUCCUUCUCCUCCUUUACCCUACACUGUCCAGAGCAAGACUAACACCCUACUUCCUCCCCAACCCCCACCUAUCCCCUCAGCCAAAGGAAAAGGAAGUGGAGGAGUGAAAACGGCCAAGUUAUAUGCGUGGGUAGCGCUUCAGUCGCUGCCAGAAGAAAUGGUUAUCAGUCCCUGCCUGUUGGACUUUCUGGAAAAGGCUCUGGAAACUAUCCCAAUUACACCAAUUGAAAGGAAUUAUACAACUGUCAGCUCCCAAGACGAAGACAUGGGACAUUUUGAAAUACCAGACCCCAUGGAAGAGUCUACGACGUCGCUGGUGUCGUCGUCCACGUCUGCCUACACCUCCUUCCCCGUGGACGUGGUGGUGUACGUGCGAGUUCAGCCCUCACAGAUCAAGUUCAGCUGUUUACCUGUAUCGAGAGUAGAAUGCAUGCUGAAGCUGCCAUCCCUGGACUUGGUGUUUUCUUCAAACCGAGGAGAACUGGAGACGUUAGGGACUGCGUGCCCUGCAGAGUCUCUGUCCUCUGGAAGCAGCGCUACUCAGAGUGGGACAAAGACCUCUGCGAGCAAGACCGGGACACCAGGUUCGUCAGGACUGGGCAGCCCCCUUGGCAGGAGUCGGCACAGCAGCAGUCAGUCUGACCUCACCACUCCCAGCAGCAGCUCGUCUGGUCUGAGCUUCACUGCGUGCAUGUCUGACUUCUCCCUGUAUGUGUUUCAUCCUUACGGAGCGGGGAAGCAAAAAACCGCCGUGUCUGGCCUUGCGCCUGCAUCAGGAGGGUUAGGAAAUGUGGAUGAAGAACCCACUUCGGUCACUGGUCGCAAAGACUCACUGAGUAUAAACCUUGAGUUUGUCAAAGUGAGUUUGUCUCGGAUAAGGCGUUCAGGAGGUGCCUCGUUUUUUGAAAGUCAAUCUGUAAACAAGUCUGCAAGCAAAAUGGACACCACGCUAAUAAAUAUAUCUGCUGUUUGUGAUAUAGGGUCUGCUUCCUUUAAAUAUGAUAUGCGUCGACUCAGUGAAAUUCUGGCAUUUCCAAGAGCCUGGUACAGGAGAAGUAUUGCAAGACGCCUGUUCCUUGGAGACCAAACUAUAAAUUUGCCAACGUCUGGCCCAGGGACCCCUGAUUCCAUUGAAGGGGUAAGCCAGCACCUUUCCCCCGAAUCAUCAAGAAAAGCUUACUGCAGGACCUGGGAGCAGCCCAGUCAGUCGGCCUCCUUCACCCACAUGCCUCAGUCACCCAAUGUGUUCAAUGAGCAUGUGUCAAACAGCACCAUGUCACCAGGGACAGCAGCGCAGAGCCUGAAAUCCCCAGCUUCCGUAAGGUCCAGGAGUGUGUCUGACUCUUCAGUUCCCCGAAGAGAUUCACUCUCAAAGACAUCAACUCCUUUUAACAAAUCAAACAAAGCAAGUCAACAAGGGACCCCGUGGGAAACACUUGUCGUGUUUGCUAUCAACUUGAAGCAAUUAAACGUUCAGAUGAAUAUGAGUAAUGUAAUGGGAAAUACAACCUGGACAACUAGUGGUCUGAAGAGCCAGGGCCGGCUGUCGGUAGGCAGUAACCGAGAUCGCGAGAUCAGCAUGUCCGUUGGGCUGGGAAGGUCACAGUUAGAUUCUAAAGGAGGAGUAGUUGGUGGGACCAUAGAUGUCAAUGCUCUGGAGAUGGUCGCUCAUAUUUCUGAACAUCCCAAUCAGCAGCCUAGCCAUAAAAUCCAGAUUACUAUGGGGUCUACAGAAGCCCGUGUGGAUUACAUGGGCUCGAGCAUCCUCAUGGGCAUCUUUAGUAAUGCUGACCUCAAGCUUCAGGACGAAUGGAAAGUCAAUCUCUAUAACACACUGGACUCAAGCAUAACUGAUAAAAGUGAAAUUUUUGUCCAUGGAGAUUUGAAGUGGGAUAUUUUCCAAGUAAUGAUAUCAAGGUCAACCACACCAGACCUGAUAAAAAUAGGAAUGAAGCUCCAGGAAUUUUUCACACAACAGUUUGAUACCAGCAAACGAGCUCUGUCAACGUGGGGACCAGUUCCUUAUCUUCCACCUAAGACAAUGACGAAUAACCUAGAGAAAAGCUCACAAGAACAAUUGCUGGAUGCGGCCCACCAUCGGCAUUGGCCCGGAGUACUGAAGGUGGUGUCAGGAUGCCACAUAUCCUUAUUUCAGAUCCCACUGCCAGAGGAUGGGAUGCAGUUCGGAGGAUCGAUGAGCUUACAUGGGAAUCAUAUGACUCUAGCUUGUUUUCAUGGUCCAAAUUUCCGUUCAAAAUCCUGGGCCCUUUUUCACUUGGAAGAACCAAAUAUUGCUUUCUGGACCGAAGCUCAGAAAAUCUGGGAAGAUGGCGCUAGUGAUCAUUCUACAUAUAUCGUACAAACAUUGGAUUUUCACCUGGGCCAUAAUACCAUGGUUACCAAACCAUGUGGAGCUUUGGAAAGCCCCAUGGCUACAAUAACCAAGAUAACGAGGCGCCGCCAUGAAAACCCGCCCCAUGGAGUCGCGAGUGUGAAAGAGUGGUUCAAUUAUGUUACAGCCACGAGGAAUGAAGAGCUAAACCUGCUUCGUAAUGUUGAUGCUAAUAACACUGAGAAUAGCACUAUGGUGAAGAAUUCCAGUUUGCUGAGUGGCUUCAGAGGAGGUUCUAGCUACAAUCAUGAAACAGAGACUAUCUUUGCAUUACCAAGGAUGCAGCUUGACUUUAAAUCCAUUCAUGUUCAAGAACCACAAGAGCCUUCAUUACAGGAUCCCAGCCUGAAGCCGAAGGUAGAAUGUAGUGUGGUGACGGAGUUCACCGACCACAUCUGCGUGACUAUGGAUGCUGAGCUCAUCAUGUUCCUCCAUGAUUUAGUGUCAGCUUACCUUAAAGAAAAAGAAAAAGCCAUUUUCCCACCUCGGAUUUUAUCCACUCGACCAGGACAGAAAAGUCCAGUUAUUAUACAUGAUGAGAACUCCUCUGAGAAAGACAGAGAAGAUGGCAUCACUUACACCACUGUGGACUGGAGAGAUUUUAUGUGUAACACGUGGCAUCUAGAACCCACUCUUAGGUUAAUUUCUUGGACUGGAAGAAAGAUUGAUCCAGUAGGUGUUGAUUAUAUUCUUCAAAAACUGGGCUUUCAUCAUGCCAGGACUACUAUUCCUAAAUGGCUUCAAAGAGGAGUCAUGGACCCAUUGGACAAGGUUCUGUCAGUUCUUAUCAAAAAACUCGGUACUGCACUACAGGAUGAAAAGGAGAAGAAAGGAAAAGACAAAGAAGAACACUAAAAAGAGACUUGAUCUGUGAACAAGUUAUGAUUAUGUCCAUUAAGUUUUAUUACACUGGAGUUUUUUUGUAUAUUAAAACUGUUUUAAAUAUAACUUUAAAAUUAUUCUAAAUUUUGUGGCCAUCAUAUUAAAAGUUUGUAAGUUAAGCUGUUCGUUCUAGUUCCACUGUACUGUAUACUGUGAAGUAUUGCAUGGUAAUGUAAAUUUUGUGAAAAACUAGGUUAAAAAAUAUAUAUCUACUCAAUAGGAUUUAUAAUUGUAUUAUGUGCAAUAUGAUUCCUGCAUCUUAAAAUAUUUUCAGAAUAACUGUGAAUUUCCUGUUAUUGGCCAUAACUUUUAGAAAAAAUCUUGUUGAUAAUGUGAUUUUGGGGGGUAAUUAAUUGCUUUUUCUUUUUUUUAAAUGUAGCCUUGUGUAAAUACCUCUUUGUAUAUAGUUUGAGUAAUUGUGAUAUGAUUAAAUACUACUAACUAAAAUAUUGUUUGUAACUAUUGUAAUAAAGUCACAAUAAUUGGUUUCA
Hipposideros armiger (great roundleaf bat) is the source of this 16159-nucleotide messenger RNA. RefSeq names its product bridge-like lipid transfer protein family member 1 (gene BLTP1). The coding region runs from base 366 to 15641 and encodes 5091 amino acids. The transcript has 88 exons. The record is from RefSeq and is a predicted model, not a curated record. Gene Ontology annotation, biological process: synaptic vesicle endocytosis. NCBI's taxonomy places the organism in Eukaryota, Metazoa, Chordata, Mammalia, Chiroptera, Hipposideridae.